Molecule: messenger RNA, 2187 nt
Organism: Kalmanozyma brasiliensis GHG001
Lineage: Eukaryota; Fungi; Basidiomycota; Ustilaginomycetes; Ustilaginales
Product: Transcription factor IIIC, putative zinc-finger
Exons: 1
Coding region: 1-2187 (728 amino acids)
Biological process (GO): transcription initiation at RNA polymerase III promoter
Cellular component (GO): transcription factor TFIIIC complex
Molecular function (GO): histone acetyltransferase activity; protein binding
Source: RefSeq, a predicted model, not a curated record
AUGACAGUCGAGGCACGUCCAUCUCGCAACGUACCGCCAUCGGAAGAUCGCGAACGAAUUCGGGCGUGUUCCAUCGCUCUCUCUUCAGGAUCGCAGCUUCUCGGCAACCUCCAAUGGUCAGCUCUCGGACAGGCUCUGGUGGUCACAGACGAUGCUCUCAUCAUCUUAUCCCCGUUGACCGGUCUGCAUAUCGAUCUCGCCAAACAAGCCCGUGUUCAAGAUGUCGAGUAUCAUCCAGACUGGAAGGAUGGCUUCCCUCACUCGGUCGCCCAGAUCAACAUCAAAACGUUGCUUGACAACGAGCACUCCGAACGAAGUCGCGUCAUCCUCGAGUCGGACCAUUCCGCUGUCGAUGCGCGCUUUCAGAGCGCCAGGUGGGCUUCGGCGAGCUGGUCCAACCCAGGCAUGGGGCCGCACGGAAGCUGCCUGAUACUGGCCACCACCUCCGAGUUGGACCUCUUCGUUCUCGGUGCACCCCUCAAUACUUGGACAGGCGACUGGAAGCUGUUCCACGCUCUCGAUCUUGGGCCGGCCGCCGACUUGACGCAGCUCGAUGUUCCACAAUCUGCCCAGAAUGACUGUGCAGGAAAGCAGGUCUUUUCUCAACCACGCGCGCUGCUAAGGAGGAAGCAAUUGGCGAAAGAGGUGCUGUCUGCGACGUUCAUCGACUUGGACGCUUCUGCUCAGAACGGUGACGGGGAAACCCAACAUGCCUCGCCCCUUAUCGUGGCUGGAACCAGGUCUGGCCACAUCGUCAUCUGGGAAUGCGCUCCCGUGUCAGGCCUCUGCAAGUUCAUCUCUGCUACACCGGUCAGCGACACGGGCAUCGAGAAGCUCUCGGCGACCACGGACGUUCGGGCAACGGGCGCCGAAGCACGAGCACGAAUUGCAUUCCAAGAUGGGUCCAGCGUGCGAAUGUGUGAUCUUCAGGUCACAGGGGAGGAGGUCUCGGUCUUGUUGUCGACGGCAACGCCGGUCCAGUCCCAUCAUUGUCAGAUCACGGCGGCGCACUGGCAUGGUCAUCUCUUUGUCUACGCAACAAUCGGGCGAGUGCACGCCCACGACGCACGCACCGGACAGACAGCGACUCUCUCACUGCAUACGGAGGCAGACAGCAAACUCGAUCCUUAUUCACCAGUCAUCAGCAUCUGCGACAUCUCCAACAGCAGCAGGAGCGUCAAGGUCGUCCUUCAAGACCUUCGCGAGUACCACAUAUCCUUGCAAUCAGCAGGCACGGACGUGCUUCCUAUAUACCCGACCAAGCUCACAGGAUACCCACCGCUAACCGAGGCUUUACAACGCAAGCACGACCUCUACCAAGCCUUCUUGGGCUACGAGACCGAGUCUGGCUCCAGCCUCUCUGCUGCUUCUAUUGUGGGCGCAGUCCGCACGAAUGACCGAGUCGCUUUUCUUGGCUACGACGUCUCGGACACCAUCUCAUACCAGCUUGAAAUCGCCAAGUCGGGUAGGAUCGCUCCGGCGGCGGUGCUAGACGAGGCGCUGCAGAGAGCCUCUGCGGGCACCGUGCCAUAUCUUCUGGUGCGCAUAAUCCUGGCUCUCCUGCACACAUCGCAGCAGCCGGCGGCCUUCCGCGAUCAACUUCUGUCCGCAGUGAAGGAGCGCUGGAGGACAUUGAUUAGUGCGCACGUCGAUCCGAGCAACGGAGCUCAGCAACGGCUUCUGUACCUGCUGGUGUGCCGUCUGGACGACCUGCUUUCGGAUAAGGCGCCACAAAUGGAGACCCUGAAAAAGCAGUAUCGAGCCUCCGUCUUGAGAUCAUGGAUCCAUCGAUGGCGCUCCGAUCUCUCGCAGCGGUCAAGCACAGAUGACGAGAAUCAACGAUUGCUCUCCCGCCUCACCGCCGCCUUCAAUUUGCUGCCGGACGCAGCACAGCACACUACCGGAGUAACACCAACAGACGAGACGUGCGCAGCGUGCCAGUCCCCGCUUACACUCUCCUGGGACGACCAGAGGCAAGACCUCGGCUGGACAAAGUGUUCCAGAGGCCACGUGUGGCCUCGCUGCUCGGUGAGCUUGGCCACCAUCUCGGACCGCGAGGUGCGCGUCUGCUCGGGCUGCUGGGCCAAGGCGCGACUUCCGGAAGGGUCGGAGGGCGCUUGGCAGAAGGAACUGCUCGAGGCUGCGGCAGAGUGUUUGUACUGCGGCGGGUUGUGGAUUGUUAGAUAA